Messenger RNA from Mercenaria mercenaria, 1880 nucleotides. Its product is annotated as protein arginine methyltransferase NDUFAF7, mitochondrial-like. Gene Ontology annotation, molecular function: protein-arginine omega-N symmetric methyltransferase activity. Gene Ontology annotation, biological process: mitochondrial respiratory chain complex I assembly. The record is from RefSeq and is a predicted model, not a curated record. Gene Ontology annotation, cellular component: mitochondrion. Lineage: Eukaryota; Metazoa; Mollusca; Bivalvia; Venerida; Veneridae. The transcript is spliced from 10 exons. The coding region runs from base 96 to 1361 and encodes 421 amino acids.
UAUAUUUGAGAGAGUACGUGGCGAAUAGUCUGAAAACGAGUUUGGAAUUCCCUGAUCAAGGGAUUUCCCGGUGUAGACAUACAUUUUACCUGAAAAUGAAUGUCAUGCGACAGUACUGCAAACGUCAGAUAUUUAGCCUUUUGAGACACUGUAGUCUGACGUGCAGUCAACGUAGAUUAUGUUCAAGAGAGAACUCCGGAAAGUUGCUGUCACAACUGCAGGCUAAGAUCAGAUUUAGUGGUCCAAUAACUGUUGCUGAUUAUAUGAAAGAAGCACUAACACAUGCAACUGAGGGUUACUAUAUCCACAGAGAUGUGUUUGGACAAAAGGGAGACUUUACCACUUCACCAGAAAUUAGCCAAAUGUUUGGAGAGUUACUUGCUAUCUGGUUUGUGAUGGAAUGGAAGAUGGCUGGUUCCCCUGAUAAUGUGCAGUUAGUAGAACUUGGUCCUGGAAGGGGAACCAUGGCAGAUGACAUGUUGAGGGCAAUUAUAAAUUUCCCUGACCUGAGGAAAGCUCUGUCAUUACAUUUGGUAGAGGUCAGUGAGAAAUUGAGUGAAAUGCAAGAAGAGAAAUUGACUUGCUCAAACAGUUCAACAAAAACAUCUACAGAUGGUUCUUCACAUUAUAAAACUUGUGUUUCUAAGCAUGGUCCUAGUGUUUACUGGUAUAGGGAUAUAGAUGAGAUACCUGCUGGCUUCACCAUGUUUGUUGCUCAUGAAUUCUUUGAUGCUUUACCAAUACAUAUAUUUCAAAAAACAGACAAGGGUUGGAGGGAAGUUUUAGUUGAUACAGAUCCAACAGCAGACGAUAAUUUAAGGUUUGUGUUGUCACCCACAGAGACUGCUGCUUCAAGGAUUUAUCUUAAGGUUGAGCCUGGUGAUAACAGAGAACAUAUUGAAGUGUGUCCCAGUGCUGGUGUUACUGUACAAUACCUAGCUGACAGAAUAAACAGUCAAGGCGGUUGUGCAUUGAUAGCAGACUAUGGACAUAAUGGGACUAAAGAAGACACUUUUAGGGGAUUUCGAGACCACCAGUUGCAUGAUGUUCUGGUUGACCCUGGUUCUGCAGAUCUCACAGCAGAUGUAGACUUUUCCUACCUCAGGAAACAGGCAGGGGACAAUGUGAAAUCAUUUGGACCUGUAACACAGUCACAUUUCUUACAGCAGUUGGGUAUAGCCUACAGAUUAAAGAUAUUAUAUGAGAAAGCUGAUGCUGAAGGAAGGAAAGACCUCAUAUCUGCUUUUAAAAUGUUAACUAGUCCAGAAGAAAUGGGAGAAAGAUUUAAAUUUCUUGCAAUCUUAAAUAAAAACAGUUCUCAUGAUCCCGUUGGAUUUGAUCCACCGCCAGAAGAACAGUGAUUACACAUCUAUUUUUAGAUAUUUGUUCCUAUGGGUCUAACCUGAUUUUGUAUUGGUGUAUCAGUUUUGAAAUGGCAGUCUGUUAGCCUUAGAUCUAAAUUGUGUACUUGUGUACAUUGAUAGUUUUCCGCAAAACCUCUAACAGCUUCCCCACAUGAAUAAGAGGUGGAGGAUACAGUGGUUAUACUGACUGUGAUAUUAGGAGUCAUGAGUUUGAUGUGCACGCCUUUAACUAAAAGUAACUUACAUACUGAUAACAGACCUGCAUAUGAGUGUUUUACAUCUGGUAUGCUAAAGAACGAGGGAAGUUUCUGAAUUUGGAACAUCUUCUAUGGCUGAUAUAAGUAUGUUUACACAAAUGUAGGGUGGAUAACACAUACUAUCUGCUGUAAUUGUGUCAUGCAGAAUGUGCCUAGGAAAAUUCACAACCUCUAGAUUUGUAGUGCUGUGUAGAUUUUAUAAAGAAUGCGAUUAGUGCCAAAAAGGUUUCCUAGAAAAUAAAUAUUUUAUAAAUAUUGU